Dermacentor albipictus is the source of this 1371-nucleotide messenger RNA. The record is from RefSeq and is a predicted model, not a curated record. Lineage: Eukaryota; Metazoa; Arthropoda; Arachnida; Ixodida; Ixodidae.
AUGGUGAGUGCACGCCGCCUGAAGGAUGACCCGCUAUUUGGAGUUGACUCUCGGUGGAGUUGGAUCACCGCUUUCUUUUGUGCCUGGGUGCUAUUCCUGGCCAUGGCAACGCCACGUAUGGCCGGCAUCUUCUUUUACGGAAUCGUCGACACAUUCAGGACGACUAGAGAACAAGCUUCGUGGCCGGUGUCCCUGCCCGGUAGCUUCACAGUUUUAGGAGGCACUGCAUCUUUCGGCUUGUACGUUGCUUCUAACGUAUUGCUUUCCCAGCAUUUUGAGAAGCGAAGAGCGACGGCCAGCAGUGUAUUGUUUGCUGCGUUUGGCUUGAACUCUGUCUUUAUUACGCCACUCAUCGAGUUCUUCCGAACGGUGUAUGGAAUUCGUGGAGCGUUUCUUGUUUAUGGAGCCAUUCUCCUGAAUGCGAUUCCAGCCGUUAUCGUUCUUAGAAGUCCACUGUGGCUAACCAACUCAAACGUUGAAAGGAGUGCUACGAACAAUGAGGAGAAUGAGACAAGCGCGGCGUGCGUUUUCAUUCAGCCGGUAAACGGAGACGUCAGCGUGGCGAACUCUACAGAAAGUAAUUGUCCUUACGCAAAUCAGCGUUCAAACUUUGAGCAGUCCGUAGCAUCUUGCGCUAAACCGCCCGACAACUUGUCACGCGCCGGUGUGUUUCCACCCAUAAGCUCCGUUGAGCUGAUGGAAGCCAAUAAGACUGUAAUGAGCUUUACUCUUCCCACAGUCGCAAGGCAGUUAUGCACCUUGUCUUUUCUUGUAUAUGCACUUUCUUUCGCUGUCGUAAUUUUCAUUGUGGGAAUAUUCACUACGAUUGCGGCAGACCUCGCCAGUGACCGAGGUCUGAAUCCCUCGAAUGCGGUGUAUUUCCUACAAGCUUUAUCGGCAGCUGACAUUGCGUUUAGAUCGGUAGCGGGUAUCGCCAUCGAUUCGCGUAGGUUGUCGUUAGAAUCAGUCAUGCUACUCGGAUACGUUGUGCAAGGACUCAUUUGCGAGUGGCUUGUCUGGGCGAAUACAUCACCACAAAUCGUUCUAGCGUCUAUACUCUUGGGGGCCACGUAUGGUUCAAGAACGUGUCUGCAGGCGCCUGCAUUGGUCAAGAACUUCGGCAUCGGCACGUUGCCGGUGGUUUUGGGCAGUGUGCUUUUCUGCACGGGCGUGUUACUUCUCUUCCGACCUCCACUUAUCGCCAAAACGUACUCGGUGCCUUUGGAGACCCUCAAUCCUCAUGAGCGAGCGCACCACCACUUAAUAGCAUUUAGGUGGAGUUGGCGAUCGGCGCAUCAUGGCAGCACAGCUAUCACAGCAGCACAGCAGUACCUCACUGGCGACCACCGCAACGGUGGGGUACCGCCUUGA